Sinocyclocheilus rhinocerous is the source of this 3042-nucleotide messenger RNA. RefSeq names its product angiotensin-converting enzyme-like. The transcript is spliced from 20 exons. The annotation marks the transcript as partial. NCBI's taxonomy places the organism in Eukaryota, Metazoa, Chordata, Actinopteri, Cypriniformes, Cyprinidae. The record is from RefSeq and is a predicted model, not a curated record. Gene Ontology annotation, biological process: proteolysis. Gene Ontology annotation, cellular component: plasma membrane. Gene Ontology annotation, molecular function: metallopeptidase activity; peptidyl-dipeptidase activity.
AUGUACCGGGCAGUGGUGCUGCUGACUCUCAUCAGCACGAGCGCAGCUCUGAAACCCGAGUGGAUCCCGGGGGAUUAUCCUAUGACAGAGGCAGGGGCUGAGAGCUUCGUGAGCGACUACAACUCAACCGCCGAGGAGGUCUUCUACUUCAGCACAGAGGCCAGCUGGAACUACAACACCAACCUGACAGAUCACAAUUCGCAGCUGCAGGUUUCUGCGUCUUUGGAGGAGCAGGCUUUCACAGAGGCAUGGGGUCAAAAAGCAAAGGCUACCUUCAGUGAUUCUCUCAUGGAGAGCUUCACUAAUCCAGACCUGAAGAAAAUCAUCAGUAAGAUCAAUGUUCUGGGACCUGCCAAUCUCCCAACCGCAGAGAGAGAGCGGGUUUCUGCGUCUUUGGAGGAGCAGGCUUUCACAGAGGCAUGGGGUCAAAAAGCAAAGGCUACCUUCAGUGAUUCUCUCAUGGAGAGCUUCACUAAUCCAGACCUGAAGAAAAUCAUCAGUAAGAUCAAUGUUCUGGGACCUGCCAAUCUCCCAACCGCAGAGAGAGAGCGGUACAACACCAUUCUGAGCCAGAUGGACAGCAUCUACUCAAAGGCAAAGGUGUGUCCCCCUUCAGAGGAAUGCUGGUCUUUGGAGCCUGAGCUCACAGAAAUAAUGGCUACCUCAAGAAGCUAUAAGAGGCUUCUGUAUGUCUGGGAAGGCUGGCACAACGCCUCAGGGGUCCCACUCAGAUCCCUCUACCCUGAGUUUGUGGAGCUCAGCAACAAGGCAUCUCGGAUGGACGGCUUUGACGAUACAGGCGCUUACUGGCUUUCCUGGUACGAAUCUCAGACCUUCAAGCAAGACCUAGAGAAUCUGUUUAAACAGCUGGAACCUCUCUACCAAAACCUGCAUGCCUUUGUUCGCCGAAAGCUCUACGACUACUAUGGUCCUAAAUACAUCAACCUCAAGGGUCCCAUCCCUGCCCACCUCUUGGGCAAUAUGUGGUCACAAACGUGGAACAACAUCUACAACCUGAUGAUCCCUUUUCCUGACAAGCCCAAUGUAGAUGUGAUGGACACCAUGGUUGCUAAAGGUUAUAAUGCUACUCACAUGUUCCGGGUGGCUGAGGAGUUCUUCACCUCUCUGGGUUUGCUCGAAAUGCCUCCUGAGUUUUGGGACAAGGCCAUGCUGGAGAAACCCACCGACGGAAGGGAUGUGGUCUGCCAUGCCUCUGCCUGGGACUUCUACAACCCCAAAGACUUCAGAAUCAAACAGUGUACCACUGUGACUAUGGAGCAGCUUUUCACCGUGCAUCACGAGAUGGGCCAUGUGGAAUAUUACCUCCAGUACAAAGAGCAGCCGGUCAGCUUCAGGAGAGGAGCCAAUCCUGGCUUCCAUGAGGCCGUAGGGGAUGUGCUGUCUCUGUCUGUCUCCACACCCAAACAUCUCCACACUAUCGGCCUCCUGGAACAACUGACCGAUGAUGCUGAGAGUGACAUCAACUACCUGUUGAAGAUGGCUUUGGAAAAGAUCGCCUUCCUUCCUUUUGGAUACCUUAUUGAUCAGUGGCGCUGGGGUGUGUUUAGCGGACGAACACCGCCUGAACGUUACAAUGCAGAAUGGUGGCACCUCAGGACAAAAUACCAAGGCAUCUGUCCACCAACCAGACGUUCAGAGGAGCAUUUUGAUGCUGGAGCGAAAUAUCACAUUCCUGGAAACACACCGUACAUCAGAUACUUUGUGAGCUUCAUUCUGCAGUUCCAGUUCCAUCAGAAAUUAUGUCAGGCGGCUGGACAUACCGGACCUCUGCACAAAUGCGAUAUCUACAGAUCAAGAGAGGCUGGAGCUGUUUUAGAGAAAGUCUUGAAGGCUGGUUCUUCAAAGCCUUGGACAGAAGUGCUACAAGAGGCUCUGGGCACUGACAAAAUGGACGCCAGCCCCCUGAUGAGCUAUUUUGAGCCAGUUACUACCUGGCUGCAGGAACAGAAUGCGAAAACAGGAGAGAUGCUGGGCUGGCCUGAUUUUAAUUGGGUGCCACCAGUACCAGAAGGUAAAAUAACAGAUGAGAUGCUGGCCAAGCAGUUCUUAGAGCAAUACAACAGCACAGCGGAGGAGGUCUGGAACUCUUACACCGAGGCCUCCUGGACCUACAACACUGACAUCACUGAAGCCAACAAGGAGAUCAUGCUGCAAAAAAACUUGGAGAUGGCCAACCACACAAAGAUCUAUGGACUAGAGGCCCGUAAGUUCGACACCAGCGACUUCCAGGACGAGUCGGUGAAAAGAAUCCUGACCAAACUGAGUGACCUUGAGAGAGCUGCACUUUCUGAAGAUGAUCUUAUAGAGUACAAUAAUUUGCUAGCAUCCAUGGAGACCCUGUACAGUGUAGCCACAGUCUGCAAGGAUCAAUCAACUUGUCUGCCUCUAGAUCCAGAUCUGAAUAAGAUCAUGGCCGAGUCCAGGGAUUAUGACGAGCUGCUGUUCGCCUGGCAGGGUUGGCGUAAUGCCUCGGGCAGAGAGCUCCGCAGCAGCUACAAGAGAUAUGUGGAGCUUGCCAAUUUAGCUGCAAAGAGCAAUAGUCACACGGAUAAUGGGGCAUUCUGGCGUUCUCUGUAUGAGACCCCCACCUUUGAAGAGGAUCUGGAAGCCUUGUGGAAAGAUCUAGAACCGCUCUACCUCAACGUUCAUGCUUAUGUGCGCAGGGCACUGUACAAGAAAUACGGACCAGAACGAAUCAACCUUAAAGGACCAAUUCCAGCUCAUCUACUCGGAAAUAUGUGGGCCCAAACGUGGUCUGCUAUCAUGGACCUUGUCAUUCCAUACCCUGAUGCCACACAAGUGGAUGCCACGCCAGCCAUGAUUGCUCAAGGUUGGGACCCCAAACGGAUGUUCCAGGAAUCGGACCGGUUCUUCAUUUCUAUAGGUCUUCUGCCCAUGCCUCCUGAGUUCUGGAACAAGUCCAUGCUGGAAAAGCCAACAGAUGGACGUGAAGUGGUCUGCCAUGCUUCUGCUUGGGACUUCUACAACCGCAAAGACUUCAGGUACAAGCCUCAUAUCACA